This is a messenger RNA of Dunckerocampus dactyliophorus (ringed pipefish), 5431 nucleotides long. Its product is annotated as coronin-1C-A. Gene Ontology annotation, molecular function: actin filament binding. Lineage: Eukaryota; Metazoa; Chordata; Actinopteri; Syngnathiformes; Syngnathidae. The transcript has 13 exons. Gene Ontology annotation, biological process: neural crest cell migration; actin filament organization. The coding region runs from base 89 to 3511 and encodes 1140 amino acids. The record is from RefSeq and is a predicted model, not a curated record.
AACUGCUGUAAAGUUUAUUGGUUUGAAUUACUGUACGAGUGAGUAUGCUGAUGCAGAGCACAUGGUGAUCAAGUGAGCAGCCUCAGGCAUGAACGAAGGAUCAGACAGCAUAACUGACCGCUUGUUGAGCGGCGAUGAGCGCCUCAAGGGAAGGAAGGGGUUUAACGUCGUUGAUGGAUGGACUUGUCAGAUGAUAAGGCAGCAGCAGUCAUAUGUUGUCACACCAAGGAAAGGAGAUGAUGGGCACAGGAAACAAAACUUAUGUCAGAUUCUUUUGUUUUGUCUGUGCUUUUUCCAUCCAUUUUCUAUUCCGCUUCUUGUCCUCAUUCAGGUCACAGAUGAGCUGGAGCCUAUCCCAGCUGACUUUGGGGGAGAGAUAUACCCUGGACUGGUCAUUCACAGGCCAUAUAUGACCAGUAUGGGCCAGAACCUGGAUAAAUUAGAAGGUGGAGAACAGAUUGUUGUUGACGGAUCGGAGGAUGCAAACAGCCAUGCAGAUGAUGUCAUAGAGGCUGAAAGCGCAUGUAAAGAAGAAGCUGAGAACAAAGGGGGAAAUUGUCCAGAUUUGAAAGAAAGCCACAAUGAGGAGCCAACAACAUCAUCUCUUAAGAAGCACACAAAUUUGAGGGCGAGACAGUUCGCUGCAAGCGAUCUGGAAGAAGGAAGGGUGCCAGGAAAUCCGAUAGGAUGUAAUGAAGGAGGCCGAACCGUUCUAUUGGAUUUACCAGGCAAAUACCAAACAGGUAGUGUAAUGAACGAGCAAAAAGCCUGGACAUACCAGCAGAAGAGGACAGAGGAGGAGCUUGAAGCAUCCUCGAAGAUCAAGAUGGAGAACCAGGCGGAGGAGAACCAAAACAAACGUGAACGGUACGGCCACAUUGCCAAACCCGAGGAUGCAAACACUUUUGACAACAAGGGCGAAGAUUCUACGAGUGCGAUCAGAAGCUCUGGCGCUCGACUGGCAACCCGUGAUGACCUCCAGAAAGCAGGAAGUGAGUUUUUACAUCAACCACAUCAAAAUAAGACCAUGAUGGCUGAGAGUGGAGGUAUUAUGCUCUGUGUAGGAACGGUGAACCACUUGAGUGAGUGGAAAGAUCCAAUCAAUGCUCAAUCCCAACACACCCUGCAGAAGGAGCCUUUGAUGAGCAUGCGUGAUGCUACACAAUGGAGAGAAGACAAAACUUUGAAUGACAUUUCCUCAGCAAAACAAAAGGUGGCUGACGCUGAUAGAGCUCUUCUACAGUUAGAAGAAAAUCACGGCACACCUCUAUCAAAUCCAGAUGCAUCCGCGGAGGCCAGUUCUAUUUUGGAGAAGCUCUUGAGGAAAAACCAAAAGGAGGCGUGUCCAGCUCUAGAAAGGAUAGAAGAGGUGGAAGUAGAUCAAUCUGACAAAAAGAAAAAAGCAAUCACCACUGAUGAAAUAGAUACACAAGAAUGUGGCACCAACCGAUUUCUAUCUUCUUCAAUCAAAACAACAAAGGCUGACUUUGAUGUGGAACAACCUGCUGACGGUGGGACCAAAAGACAACAAGGCAACAAAGAAAUAGAGAUACACAUAGGUGUCUCUAAAAAUCUUCCCGCUAACAAGUUACAAACCACUGUUUCACAUGAGAGAGAGUCAUGUGACGUGAGUGGUGUGGUUGUGAAGGAAGCUGCACCAUCCUUUGAGUAUCCACACAUAAAAAAUGGACAGUUUGCAGAAUCUAGCAAUGUUCUCACCAGAACAAAUGUGGAUUCCAGUUCAAAGACAGAAGAAAGCCACCACAACACAUCCGGUAUAAGGCAGGAGCCUCUCAUGACAGCCGACGACGAGACAACGGAGCAACCUGAUAAAAAAGCUGUCAGCGAAAGAAGGGAUGAUAAUGUUUUAAUGAGAGAAAAGUCCCCCAACACUGUCAGGGCGAGGCCUGUUUCUGAUCUGAUCAAGGAAAACAUACAACUGCAUGAGAAGCUUCAACAUCAGGAUUGGUCUAAGCCCACUGAGGUCAAAGAUGAGCACAGCCAAUCUAUAAAGGUAGCACAGAUGAAGGCAGCGUUUGACUCGCCUCAGAAAUCCCCUGACAAAGCUCUUGAGAGGAAGCCGUCUGUGAGAAAAGAUAUGAAGCGAGUUGUACGGCAGAGCAAAUUCCGUCAUGUCUUUGGCCAGGCGGCGAAAAAUGAUCAGUGCUAUGAUGAUAUCCGGGUGUCAAGAGUCACAUGGGAUAGCGGCUUCUGUGCCGUUAACCCCAAGUUUGUUGCCAUAAUUAUUGAAGCCAGUGGUGGUGGAGCUUUCCUUGUUCUUCCUCUUCACAAGACAGGACGUAUCGACAAAGCCUACCCCACGGUGUGCGGCCAUACUGGCCCAGUGUUAGACAUUGAUUGGUGCCCCCACAAUGAUCACGUCAUCGCCAGCGGCUCUGAGGACUGCACAGUGAUGGUGUGGCAGAUUCCUGAAAAUGGUCUUGUCACUCCCAUGUCUGAGCCUGCUGUGGUACUGGAAGGACACUCCAAGCGAGUUGGCAUAAUCACGUGGCACCCUACAGCACGCAACGUUCUUCUCAGUGCAGGUUGUGACAACGUGAUCAUGAUCUGGAACGUGGGCACAGGCCAGGCCAUGAUCACCCUGGAAGACAACAUGCAUCCUGAUGUUAUUUACAAUGUUUGCUGGAACCGCAAUGGAAGCCUCAUCUGCACUUCCUGCAAGGACAAGUCUGUCCGUGUUAUUGACCCACGCACGGAGACUAUUGUUGCUGAGAAGGAAAAGGCACACGAUGGUGCUCGUCCCAUGAGGGCCAUCUUCCUUGCUGAUGGGAAAGUGCUCACCACUGGUUUCAGUCGUAUGAGUGAGAGACAGCUCGCUCUGUGGGACACGAAAAACAUGGAAGAGCCUAUAGCUGUCAAUGAGCUGGACACAAGCAAUGGAGUGCUCUUGCCCUUCUAUGACCCAGACACCAGUGUUGUUUACCUUUGUGGAAAGGGUGACUGCAGCAUCCGCUACUUUGAAAUCACGGACGAGGCUCCGUAUAUUCACUUCCUCAACACCUUUGUCACCAAGGAGUCUCAGAGGGGCAUGGGCAGCAUGCCAAAGAGGGGCCUUGAUGUCAACAAGUGUGAAAUAGCAAGGUACUAUAAACUGCUCGAAAGGAAGUGUGAGCCUAUUGUCAUGACCGUACCAAGAAAGUCUGACCUGUUUCAAGAUGACUUGUACCCUGAUACAGCCGGGCCCGACCCAGCCCUGGAGGCUGAGGAGUGGUUUGAGGGCAAGAAUGGAGACCCUAUCAAAAUCUCCCUCAAAAACGGCUACGUUCCACUCAAGAACCGGGAGUUCAAAGUCGUCAAAAAGAAUAUUUUGGACGCCAAGGUGACCAAGAACACAGAGAAUUCAAGCCCAGCUUCCACAAAUCCAUCGAUUAAAUCUGAAGCCAAGCUGGAAGAGAUAUUGAAAGAAAUGAAAUCCCUCAAGGACCUGAUCAGCAGUCAGGAGAAGCGACUGGUCAAAAUUGAAGAGCAAAUGUCCAAAAUUGCCAUUUAGGGACUCUUUGCCCGACUAGCUACAAUUCACUACGUUCUAUUGGCUCGGAGUAAAGCGGGACCAGUCAAUGCCUAUCUCAAUGACAGUGUUUCGUCUAAGGCCUGCCUAGCAACGAUCCCUAUCAACAUUCCAGAUUAAUGUUUCCUAGCUAGCCCCAAACACUCUGCAUAACACAGUUGGAAUAAGAAGGGUGUGCAAACUUUAGCAGAAAAUGUUCUUCCUAUUUCCCUUUUAUUCCAUGGCCGUUUUUAUUUUGUUGACUUGUAUAAAAUGUCUGUCUAGUGUUUUUUUAGGGGAUGGGGGCCGAGGCCAACAAAUUCCAAUAUGAGCAUUCCCAAUGUAUUUUUUUUUUAUUAUAAUGUCAGCUUGGCAUACUCUAAUAUUGAAAUGUGGCCAUCCAAACUGGACUCUUCUCCUCAUCCUCGCUCAAAAGAUGACUCUAUCUUCCUGUUUGAGGCUGCACAAAUCAACAUUGACGACAUCUGUUAUUUUCCCCCCUUUUGCUGUCAUUCUUACUCCCUCAUGCCAUGUGCACGUCCAUUCCUUUACUUUGCAGUGUGUGCUUGGUGAGGAAAUGAAAGUAAGUUGAUGGUUUUCAUUGUGAUGUACUUAUGUGCGGGCCACAGAAAGAACCAACUUAAUGGAUCUCUCAAAUCAGUCCAAAUGUUCACUCACAGGUUCUAGUCAGAAUCCACACAACUGUAGUCAGGCAUAAUGGGGUUAUUGUUGCCUUUUAAAGACUAUUUUCAACAAUCUGAUUUGUUUUCAAGACAAUCAGGGCAUGACAGAAACCCAUUUGAUGAUCAACCACUCGAGAUAUAUCUUAAAAAAACAAGAUUAUGUGACUUACGUGCCUCAUCUUUUUGGCCUUUUUGGUGUCUUGUCACUGUGGACAUUCCAUUCCGUCUUUGCUUCGUGGGGGUGGGUUAUUUGAAUAUUUUGUCUUUUCUUUCACUGUUCAUUUUAGCCGAUUUCUUGUUCCAGCUGUGCUUAUGUCCCUCUUCGCACUUCCACCUCUGGCUUUUCCCCCUAAAAUGCCCAUUCGGGACAAUUAAUUGACACACAGGAACCAUAUCAUUUUCUCAUGUGAGCUUUUUAAAGCCAAAUAUCUUUAUUUUCCAUCUGCUUCCCAGUGGGAAGCCGAGACGGGUAAAAAUUUUGUGUUAUUUGCCUUUGUUUUUUACCACUGUAAAGCCCUGAAAGUGCCAUAGGCGUGAUAAAGCAAGUGUUUGUAGAGGACUGAUGUGUGUGCAUGUGUAGUUCACAUAGUAAAUGGAAGAUUUGAAACCACUUAUGGGAGCAAAAACGUGCAAGGUCAUCAGACUUGGUUUUUCAAAUAUGUCUGCUGGAUGACAUGCAAAAGCUACAUCCCAUAACAAUCAGCAGUAACAGGAUUGCUGUUUUCAUGCCAUCUCUAAUGGUGGUGAUGUCAAACCAAGAAUACUGAUGAAUAUGAAUAUGAUGGCGCACUGACAGAACACCUCUGUAGGGUCCUGUUUGCACUGUAAACACCCGAGCAAAAUUUUGAAAAGUAGUGACUAGCAAUCCAAAGGGACAUUGUAGGUUGGAAAGAUAGAUGUUAGUAAUUAAGGACUAGAAAAUGAGUGGAAGCUAAGCUGUGUACAUAACAUUACCAUGUUCUGUCUUUUCCUUUUAUUUUCUUUGUGGCUGUGCCGAAGAGGGUGUUGUAAAGGGGGUGGGUUUUAAAUGUUUCCCUUUGUCCAUGUUCCCUGCAUCUCGCCAUAUUGCAACAGCAGGAGUUUCUGUUAUACUGGAGGGUGUAUAUGAAAAUCAAAGCAAAUCAAGCAAAAACAAACCGGGUUGAAGCCUGGUGUUGCGGUGUGCUCAACAUUUUUUGUUCAUUAUUCUUGCUUCAAGUAUCAAACAUUGAUUACAAAAAUAAAGACUUUUUAAAAUGGA